AUGGGAGUAUUAUGCGAAGGACAAGAGUUACAGGUAACAUUAAGUCGUAAUAAAGAAGUUCGUUUACCACCAACAGCAACAACAGCAGCAGCAGCAGCAGCAGCAGAUGCAGCAGGAGUUGAGGAUGAGAAAAGAACUGUUGCAUUUACUAUGAAAGAUCAAAGAUAUGGAGGAGAGGAUGUAGAGAAGUAUGUAAAAGGUGCAUGCCGCCCUACUAAGACUGUAUUUGUAGCCAACCUACAAGAGGAAGUAACAGAAGAAGAAAUUUCUUCUCUUUUUAAUAAAUUUGGAGAAAUAAAUAAAAUACAUUUUAAGAAGCCAAAAAAUGAGCAAUCUAAGACAAAAUUAUGUGUAAUGGAAUUAGAGACUGAAGAAAGAGUAAUUCAUUCACCCUAA
Molecule: messenger RNA, 396 nt
Organism: Eimeria maxima
Lineage: Eukaryota; Apicomplexa; Conoidasida; Eucoccidiorida; Eimeriidae
Product: polypyrimidine track-binding protein, putative
Exons: 3
Coding region: 1-396 (131 amino acids)
Molecular function (GO): RNA binding
Source: RefSeq, a predicted model, not a curated record